UGGCCUCCAAAUGCUUCGCCGUUGUCACCUCCUCCUCGGUGGCAGCAGACCUCCCAAAUCUCUGCCGUCGUGCAGCUCCCCCUCUCCUCGGUGGCAUUCUCUCAAACACCUCCUAAGCAUCCGUGCCGCCGUCUCCCACGCCGCGGCAGACCCCUGCUCCCUCACGCUCCACUUCCUCCGCAAUUCCUGCGGCCUCUCCGAGCCCGCCGCCACCAAGGCGGCCGCGCGCGUCCACCUGCGUUCCACCAAGAAGGCGCACGCCGUCCUCGCCCUCCUCCGCGGCCUCGGCCUCGCGGGCUCCGACAUCGCCCGUGUCGUCGCCGCCGCCCCCGAUUUGCUCAACUACCGGGCCGACGUCACGCUCGCGCCCAAGAUCGACUUCUUCCGCCGAGACGUCGGCCUCUCCGACGCCGACAUCCGCCGCAUCCUCCUCCUCGACCCGUACCGCGUUCUCUGCUACAGCCUCGCUAACCGCCUCCGCCCCAACUACCUCCUCCUCAAGAACCUCCUCGGCACCGACCAGAACGUGGUCGCCGCAGUCAAGCAGUCCUCCGAGUUCCUCCACGGCAACGUCCAAUCCGAGCUGCUCCCAAAGGUCAAGAUCCUCCGCGAAUAUGGUGCCACCGACGAUGUUAUCAUCAAGCUGCUCACCAAGCACCCCAGGUCGCUUAACCACAAGUACGGAGGCUCCCUCUUUAACGACACCUUUGCCGCCAUCAAGGAGCUCGGGGUCAGCCCGUCCCACGGCAUCUUCCCGCACGCCUUUGGGGUGUUAGCUCGCAUGUAUCCCUCCGGAUGGAAGCGCAAGAUGGACAAUUAUCUCAGCUUGGGGUGGACUGAGGAGCAGGUGAAGCAGGCCUUCGUGAGGCACCCAUACUGCAUAUCCGUGUCGGCUGACAAAGUCAGGCUUAUCUGGCAAUUCUUUGCCGAUAAGCUUGGCUGGACCCCGGAGUAUGUUUCGGCUAGCCCAAUGCUCAUCUCGCUCAGCUACGAGAAGCGCAUCCUACCAAGGUACAGGGUGCUACACAUAUUGGUGUCCAAGGGUCACAUCAGAAGCAUCCGGAUAGCCCAUCUCAUUCUGGGGGAGAAGAAGUUUGUGGACAAGUAUGUCACCAAUUACCUGGAAACGAUUCCUCAACUACUGGAAGCUUACAGAGCUGGGACAGACAGUGCUGUGACUGCAAAGUAGCUGGACGAUUCUGCUGCGUUCUACCCUGCACAAAGCUUGUUGACUCAGGACACUGAAGCUCAUUUUACUUCAAAAUUGGCUGGAGCACAUUUUCCUUCAAGAACCGGCUUAUAGGAUUGGUUUGAAUUGUAGAUACUAACAUAUAAUCUCCGUGUAUUUCUUCUAAUGCAUUGUAUCAUUCUUAUCAAAUGUGGAUUCAUCUCAGCUUAGCACCACAUCAAAUUCUUACACAUUUAGCAAAUAUAAUCGUCUAUAUGACCAAUUAUGUCAGUCAGGUAAAAUAUUUCCUUCCCAUCUGAACAUUCAAUUCUCUUACA
Molecule: messenger RNA, 1506 nt
Organism: Lolium rigidum
Lineage: Eukaryota; Viridiplantae; Streptophyta; Magnoliopsida; Poales; Poaceae
Exons: 2
Coding region: 11-1189 (392 amino acids)
Biological process (GO): chloroplast organization; regulation of DNA-templated transcription
Cellular component (GO): chloroplast
Molecular function (GO): double-stranded DNA binding
Source: RefSeq, a predicted model, not a curated record